GGUAUUUAAACACUGGCCACACGCAGCCACACUGUGCAUCUACGACCUACGAGAAUUGCCACGAAGAACAGAAUUUAUUUGCUGGCAAACUCAAGACGGAUUCCAACGCCGCAAAAGUCCGUGACAGGUUUGGGAAUAGAGGUUGUUGACGCAAGCGAACGAUGGGCUCGAGCCACAGCAUCCAUGUGCCCGGCGGUGGCACCGAAGGAUACCACGUACUCAAGGUCCAGGACAACUCGCCCGGACAGAAGGCCGGUUUGGAGGCCUUCUUUGAUUUCAUCGUGGCGAUUGCCGGCACCCGUCUGGACCAGGACAAUGACAUGCUAAAGGAGUUGCUGCGCCAGAACGUCGACAAGCCGGUGCGCCUUACCGUUUACUCCAGCAAGACGCAGACGGUGCGCGAACUGACCCUCACGCCCAGCAACAGUUGGGGCGGCCAGGGCCUGCUGGGCGUCAGCAUCCGGUUCUGUUCCUUCGAGGGCGCCAAUGAAAGCGUCUGGCACAUUCUCGAGGUGCAUCCGAAUUCUCCGGCCGAGCUGGCCGGUCUGCGUGCCUACAGCGACUAUGUGAUCGGCGCAGAUGCCAUUCGCCACGAGAACGACGAUCUGUUUACGCUGAUCGAAACGCACGAGCAGCAGCCCCUUAAGAUGUACGUCUACAAUUUGGACGACGACGCUUGCCGCGAGGUAACGAUCAAGCCGAACACAGCUUGGGGCGGCGAAGGAGCUCUCGGCUGCGGCAUUGGCUUCGGUUACCUGCACCGAAUCCCUGUUCAGGCGGCUCCCGUAGCUGGCGGCGGCCCAGCCACCACUGCCUCGGAGGCUUCUGCUCCCCUGCUGACCUCGGGCGGAGUGCCUUCGACGGGUGCCCCGGUGGCUGCCGCUGCAGCUGGGUCUGCUGUUGUUUCACCAACGCUGCCUUAUAUACCGCCGUUGGCCAACACUUUUGGUUCGACAAACGCGGAGAUCAGACCACCAACCAUUGAGCCACCGGCUCAAAGCCUAUUCAAGACCUACUUUAAUCCGGAUGAAGCCACUGAUGCUCUCACUGCAGCGCUGGAGACCCAGGCCAAUAUUGGUGAACCCGCUCCUCCUGCUGCCACACCCUUUCAGUCUGUAACUGUGGGCACUGACGUGGCUGUACCUCCGGUUCAAGCACCAGCUCCAACUCCGGCUCAAGCACCAGCUCCAGCUCCGGCUCAGCCUUUGCCGCCGCCAGCUAACAUCUUUAUACCCGGUGUUUUUGAUCCCAACACACAACACAACGCAACUGUGGGUGGCAUACCCGCCGCCCAGCUGCCCUUUCCACAGGCCACGGCAGCGCCAGCGGCGGUGCCCAUGUUCUCGGCCCCGCAGCAAGUUUAUAUGUCGGCACCAUCGGUUCUCUCCUAUCCAGCCGGCGCGCAGACAGUACCCUCGUAUCCGCAGGUGCAGCCCUCCAUGGGCGGACUAUUUCCCACGCAGCCGACGCCGUUGCCCCCGCAGAUGGUCCACGCUUUUACACCAUCGGUACCACCGCCCGCGACUGCUCCAGCGGUGGACAACGAACCAAGCCAGCCAGCCGGAAACUGACUUGAAUUAGGCUGCUAAAACUGGACAAAUUGUCGUUAGGCUUUUAUCUGUAUCUGUAUCUGCGAGUAUCAUCCGAUUCUUUUGUAUGAUUGCUGUAGCGAAAAUCAAAUGUUGGCGAAGAGCUACAUGCAAAAAUGUGUACAUUGCAUUCAUAACAAUAAUCUAAAUUAAAUAUUAUAAAUAAAUAAAACUAUAAAUGUA
This is a messenger RNA of Drosophila kikkawai, 1772 nucleotides long. It is a transcript of the gene Grasp65, whose product is annotated as Golgi reassembly-stacking protein 2. The record is from RefSeq and is a predicted model, not a curated record. Gene Ontology annotation, cellular component: Golgi apparatus. Gene Ontology annotation, biological process: Golgi organization. NCBI's taxonomy places the organism in Eukaryota, Metazoa, Arthropoda, Insecta, Diptera, Drosophilidae. Gene Ontology annotation, molecular function: protein binding.